AGAGUUUGUUUGUGGCAGUAUAACCAGAGAAAGAGGUGCAGCCUUUAUUUCAGUUGUAAAGACAAGCUAAAGAACACCGCUAAAGUGGAAGGAUGAAGAGUCUCCAGUUGGUUGUGGUGGCAACAUUUACAUUCUCUCUGUUGGAGACUGGAGCUUCCCAAUGCGAUGUUGUGAGGCUAGCUGCAGCAGUACAUGAGACUCUGAGUCCAUUCAUGACUGAAAUGAAACAAGAAUUGGCUUUUGUUAAGACUGAACUAAGAGCAGGUCUAGCUCAGGUUAAAGAAAAUCUAACCAACCUGAAUAUGGUUAAGUCUCUACUGAUCUCAGUCAAUACUAGUAUGAGUGAAGGACUGUCAGCAGUGAAGAACACUCUUAAAGAACACAGCAGCCAGACAGCCUCAGAGCUA
This is a messenger RNA of Geodia barretti, 407 nucleotides long. The record is from the annotation of a GenBank genome assembly. Lineage: Eukaryota; Metazoa; Porifera; Demospongiae; Tetractinellida; Geodiidae.